CACUUGUAUAUAUUCAAUGAAAUGAAAAAAGUACAUCCAAAGUCCCGUGAGGAAAUGCGAGUCCCUCGUCAGAAGACUCGGGACAGAAGGACGUUUGUACUGUCCACUAGACGCGAGGAAAACCAAGCUCACACAGCCUGCGUCUACGUCGCGCGCGCAAACAAUUCGCGCAAACUACAUCAUUGCCCUCGAGACAAGCCAGGCCCAGCCCAGCUUUCUGAAGGGGAACGAACUAGGUAGAGUCACGACAGCAGAUUCAGGAAUAAACGGCGACCGACCACGUGCGAUGCCUAUGGCCGUUAUAACGGCGGGGGAGGGAAUAGGUGACUGUCAAAGGAGGGGUCGCUCGCUGGUUGGAUAGGUGCGAGGGACGAACGGGACGAGUAUCGUAGUUUAGGGGUGAGCCAAUUGUUGUCUGUCGUCAUGUCUUGGACGGCAUCCGUCGGCUGAUGUUGGGUAGGAGGUAGGUGGGCUGGCCAAUCGCCAUCGACGGACCUGAAACUGAUAUCAGGUUGCGAAACAUUUGGGAAAAUUGGGAGCAGAGAGGUUUGAUAUAUUGGAAUGAGAUAAUGUUUCGACUAUAUCACCGUGAAUUUGGGGGAGGGCGAGAGGACUUGGAAGGUCGGCACUGACGAGGAGCA
Molecule: messenger RNA, 641 nt
Organism: Aaosphaeria arxii CBS 175.79
Lineage: Eukaryota; Fungi; Ascomycota; Dothideomycetes; Pleosporales
Exons: 1
Coding region: 22-240 (72 amino acids)
Source: RefSeq, a predicted model, not a curated record